AUGGUGACUGGUUCUAAUCUGGUGGAGUCCCAGCGUGCCAUUGAUCUGGCCAAGCAGUAUCCCGAGAUCUGUUAUGCUACCGUUGGCGUGCAUCCGUGCUCGACGCAAGACUUCGAUCGCUACACGGGUGGCCCCGGCAAGCUGAUUGCCGACCUUCAGGCUCUUGUUCAAGGAGCCAAGAGUGAGGGACAAGUGGUUGCUUUUGGGGAGAUCGGACUGGACUACGAUCGGUUGUUCCUGUCUCCCAAAGAGACUCAAUUGAAAUAUUUUGAAAUGCAGAUGGAUUUGGCGGUGGAGCUGCAACUGCCGCUGUUCUUACAUUCCCGAGCAUGCAGCCCCGACUUCGAGAACAUCAUCAGGGCUCGAUUGGAUAGAUUACCGAAGCGUGGUCUCGUGCAUAGCUUUACCGGCACUGUCCCCGAACUAGAAGCGCUGAUCGAAUUGGGAUUUGACGUUGGAAUCAAUGGAUGCAGCAUGAAGACAGAGGAGAAUCUACUGGCGGUCAAAGCGGUGCCACUGGACAGGCUGCAACUCGAAACCGAUGGGCCAUGGUGCGAAAUCAGACCAUCACACGCAUCCUCACAAUAUCUCAAAGACGGCCCAGCGGUGCCUAAGGCGGUCAAGAAGGAGAAAUGGCAGAAAGGGCUGAUGGUCAAAGGCAGGAACGAGCCAGCGACCAUAGUGCAGGUGGCUCACGUGAUCGCCCGCGUCAAAGGGAUUUCUGUGGAAGAGGUCUGUGAAGCUGCCUGGAGAAAUUCCACCCGGAUGUUUGGACUAGGCGAGGGAGGGGGAGGCGGAGAGCGACUAAGCAGUCGGUAA
This is a messenger RNA of Exophiala aquamarina CBS 119918, 819 nucleotides long. Its product is annotated as TatD DNase family protein. Gene Ontology annotation, molecular function: 3'-5'-DNA exonuclease activity. NCBI's taxonomy places the organism in Eukaryota, Fungi, Ascomycota, Eurotiomycetes, Chaetothyriales, Herpotrichiellaceae. Bases 1 to 819 code for a protein of 272 amino acids. The record is from RefSeq and is a predicted model, not a curated record. Gene Ontology annotation, cellular component: cytosol. The transcript has 2 exons.